ACCAGUCCAACUGAGUUUGUGGGGAGGAGGAAGAGCAUCAUAGGCUCAGAGGGCACAAAGUGACCUUAGCAUGGACAAGUGAGGAAACUGAGGGGGUCCAGGGAGGAGAGUUUACUCAUGAACACACCCAGCCCAGGUCCUCUGGACUCUGCCCAAGGUCACAGCCACUAAUUCAGUGGCUUAGAUAGAACUCAAACCCGUAUUCGUAAUAGCUGCCUGGUGAUCCUCCCUCUGGCCCUCAACCCUCCAUCUAGAUGCCACCCACACCCAAGCUUUUCCAGCUCUCCAAGUAGGGGGUGGUGGUAACUGAUGAGUAGCAACUUCCAGAAAAGAGAAAGUUGAUUUUCCCAUAGAGAAAGCCGGUAAGUGAGUGAGUGAGUAGCUGCCUACAUCCUGGCUCUGACUUGACCCAAGCUCAGCCACAAAGAAAAAUGCAAGAAGCAUCAGCCAGGAGCUGAGGCCAGAGCCUGCCCCACCCAGCAGCUGAGACAACAAGUCGUGCAUCACAGAUGAACGCCGACACACAUACCCAGGCAAGGAGCUUCCUCGGUUUCCUUCUUUUUAAAAUGAACUUAUUGGACUAGACAGAUGCCUUCUAAGACCCCUCCAAGCUCUAAAUCCAUGAUCCCAUGAGACAGCAUUGGGAGAGGAUCUACAGAAGGAAGAGAAGAGACACUGAAGUGAAAAGAAUGAGAUGAGAGGAGCCAGAGGAAGGAUGGGACGCAGGAAUAAGAGAAGAGCUGAAAGGAAAGACAACAGAAGUGCAAGGAGAAGAGACUGGAUGCCCAGAGCGAAGACUCCGAGAGUUGGAAGGGUCGGCCCUUCAUGGCUAUCCGGCCAAAGCCAGAUCCUAAGAAAUGUUCACCAAGCCUCAGCACGGAACCUCCAAGGGGAGGCAUCGCAUUCCACUCUGGAACAGCUCUCAGGCUCCUUGAACAUCCUGGAAAUGGGCAUGUCUGGCCCCUUUCUGGCCUUGACCUUCCUGCUCCUGGCCACCACAAGGCUGCCUGUGAAGGCCUGCAGCUGUGGCCCUCGACAUCCUCAAGAGGACUUCUGUAGGUCGGAUAUGGUCGUCACAGCCAGAUUCCUGUCAAUCCCCCAGCUCAACCACACCCUUUCUCGUUUGCAGUAUAAGAUCAAGGUUAUCAAGAAGUUCAAAGGCUUCGAGGUUCUGGGCGGCAUUACUUUGGUCCCGAAGUUCCUUACCACCCCAGCCCAGGAGAGCCUCUGUGGCUACCGACACAAGGCCCUGUCUAAGAGCCAGGAAUAUCUGAUAGCAGCACGCCUACUGGAGGGCCAGCUGUACGUCACCAGCUGCAGCUUCGUGAGGCCCUGGAGUAGUCUGAGCCCAGCCCAGCAACUGGGCUUCAACCAGACCUAUGCCACCGGCUGUGGUUGCCAAGUGCAGCACUGCCUAAACGUCCCCUGCAAUGUGGAGAGUGACACCAGCUGCCUGUGGACAGACUCACUGAUGGCCUCCUCAGGAGAGGGCUCCCAGAGCCUCCACCUGGCCUGCCUGCCUCGAAAGAGCGGCUUGUGCUCCUGGAAAUCCCUGAGCGCUGAGGCCCCACAGCCAACAACCUGAGCUAGCCCACAGCUCCCCUCCCUGCAUCCUUGCCUCCUCUAAA
Messenger RNA from Trichosurus vulpecula (common brushtail), 1628 nucleotides. It is a transcript of the gene TIMP1, whose product is annotated as TIMP metallopeptidase inhibitor 1. The transcript has 8 exons. Gene Ontology annotation, cellular component: extracellular matrix. Bases 695 to 1585 code for a protein of 296 amino acids. Gene Ontology annotation, molecular function: metalloendopeptidase inhibitor activity; protease binding. The record is from RefSeq and is a predicted model, not a curated record. Gene Ontology annotation, biological process: negative regulation of membrane protein ectodomain proteolysis; negative regulation of endopeptidase activity. Lineage: Eukaryota; Metazoa; Chordata; Mammalia; Diprotodontia; Phalangeridae.